GCAAAUUGGCGUUAGACAGUGGCAUCAGCAGAUCCACAAACGUGGGCUCUUCAGGGAAACUUGAGGACAAGGGAGACAUUUGGGUUCUAGAACAGAGGAAGAACUCUCUUGGUGUGCAGAGACAGACAGAGAACUGAGCAAGAACCGUCAGGGGUAGAGUGAGACUUGAGUGUCUCAGACAAGAGGGUCCAACAGUAGAAGCAACACCUACAACUUGCUCUGCAGAAAGUCUCUCCAAAUCAUGCUCUGCAGUCACACUCCACAGGGGACUAGAGGUUAUCUCAGCGCAGAAAGAAUGUAACAUCACUUGCAGUCUAUAUUUAGACCCACAUUUCUGCCGAAUGAACUGAAGGGAAGUUGCUAAGGCAAAAUGGUGAAUUUAACGUCAAGAAGAAUAUUAAGGAUGAACCCACACACCAUUGCUGAUGAUUUAGUCUGACCUGAGAAGUCUAUUGAUGCCUUUGGUAAUAGGAGAUAUGCCUUAUGUGGAUCGGCAGAACCGGACCUGCGGGUUUCUUGAUAUUGAAGAUGAAGGAAGUGGGCGGUUUCUACGUAGAUAUUUUAUCCUGGACACUCAAGCGAAUUACCUUCUUUGGUACAUGGAUAAUCCUCAGAACCUGCCCAAUGGAACGGGAGCAGUUGGAUCUCUGAAGUUGACAUACAUAUCUAAGGUUGACAUAGCAAAUGUGAAGCAAAAGGCAAAGGCGAAAUUCUGCUUUGUUAUAAAGGCACUGUCACAGCGAUAUUUCCUUCAAGCCAGCGACCAAAAUGACCUACUGGGAUGGGUUGAGGCCAUAAAUUCAGCAAGCAAAAUUACUGUUCCCAGGCCCACCCCGGCUACAGCGCCUGAAGUUGGAUCGGCUGCUUCUGGAUCAGCUGCCUCUGGGGAGAGAAGGUCUCAGACAGCAUAUAGGACAGAGAUCAUUGGGGGUGUUGUGGUGCAAACUGCAAUUAACCAGAAUGGAGGGGAGAGCCAUGAAGUGACGCCAUCUGAACCCCUAAAUCAUUCUGCCCUUCGGCGCACCCAAAGCCAAGCGCCAAUGUCGCUGCACAAGAGCCAGCCCUCCCGUUCCCUUCUGAAGAGUGGCUACUGCGUCAAACAGGGGAAUGUGAGGAAAAACUGGAAACGAAGAUUCUUUGUUUUAGAUGUAUUCUCUAUCAGCUACUUCAAAUGCAGUACGGAUCGAGAACCUUUACGGCGCAUCCUACUUCGGGAGAUUCUGAAGACCCACGAGUGUCUGGUCAAGUCUGGGGAUUUGUUACUAAGAGAUAAUUUGUUUGAAAUCAUUACUGGGCCGAGGACAUUCUACAUUCAGGCUGACAGCCCCCAGGAGAUGCACAGCUGGAUAAAGGCAAUUAAUGCAGCAGUACAGACAUUGCGGAUGCGUUACAGAGAGUCUUGUUUUGGGAGGACCAUGUCGCUGAACCGCUCAUGUAUUCCUGGUCCUUCCUCUGAAUCUGCUUUUUUGCAACCCCGUGGCGAGAAUAAGCAUCCCCUAGGAAAGUCUUCUUCUGUGAAGUCAACAUGGCAGCCCUGGACACCAGUCCCCAAAUGCGACACAGAGACACCCGGUCAGUUGACUUUGGGGAGUAUGGAGGAUAGCGGUGAGAGUGGGGGAAGAACGCGGCACUCCUCUGAGCCCCAGUGGUCAAGGGAGAAACAGUUACUCUACAGUCUCGAUGAUAUGAGCCUCCGAACGUCCGACGUGUGACCGGCCAUUCUCUCUUGUGCAGUUCAACAUGGGUGAAAACAUCUGAUCAUAUUCUCAGAACUAUAAUCUGGUGUUUGGGGGGGGGGUCAACCUGGGUCCAACUCAUAAUGGAGCUCUGAACAGCUCUGAACAUUAUUGGGCCUCAUUCUCUAUUAGCCAGCCUAACACAUUUGGUUGUGGGAAAAACAUGGAGGAUAGUACAAAUUUUUGCACUUUGCUCUUUGCUUGCUCCUCUUAAUUGAUUUGUCCAACCUCAACCCUUUAGCUGUUGUUAAAGUCCUGGGAGCAUUUGGAGAGACUGAAGGACCAAAGGCCAGUAUAUAAAUACAGGGCCCCCUGUUUUGCCCCAGGUUAUGCCACUUCUAAAGAUGGUUCUUGUUGAUCCCUGUGAAAUAUUAAUGUGAAAUAAUAAUCUGGAGACCGUUAUAAGGAAGGACUGUGCUUGACCUAACUUGGCUUUAAUUCAUUGUGUAUCUCUGAAAUAAUGCAAAUGUAAAUACACUUCAUGCUAUGUUACGAUCUGGGAUGUAGACUACAAGUCUGUUUAAUAUAAAUGAAGCAGAUAUUAAAUGUCGGCUUUUAUUAUAA
Messenger RNA from Xenopus laevis (African clawed frog), 2300 nucleotides. RefSeq names its product pleckstrin homology domain containing A2 L homeolog (gene plekha2.L). The record is from RefSeq and is marked provisional. Lineage: Eukaryota; Metazoa; Chordata; Amphibia; Anura; Pipidae. Gene Ontology annotation, cellular component: plasma membrane; cytoplasm; nucleus.